Messenger RNA from Alexandromys fortis (reed vole), 2488 nucleotides. It is a transcript of the gene Adrb3, whose product is annotated as adrenoceptor beta 3. Gene Ontology annotation, molecular function: epinephrine binding; beta3-adrenergic receptor activity. The record is from RefSeq and is a predicted model, not a curated record. Gene Ontology annotation, biological process: adenylate cyclase-activating adrenergic receptor signaling pathway; norepinephrine-epinephrine-mediated vasodilation involved in regulation of systemic arterial blood pressure. Gene Ontology annotation, cellular component: plasma membrane. Bases 348 to 1580 code for a protein of 410 amino acids. The transcript is spliced from 2 exons. NCBI's taxonomy places the organism in Eukaryota, Metazoa, Chordata, Mammalia, Rodentia, Cricetidae.
GGGUAGGGUGGAAGGCCUUUCCAGGGUUGCUGCAGGCCUUGCCAGGAAAGAGCUGCCGAGCUCCAGGAAAUGGGUGCUGAGGGAGUGCCAUGGCAGGCUGUCCCUCUCUACCCUCCAAUUCCCACCAGAGGCCUCUCCUCUCCUGACUAUUGGACACUGCGCCUUUAAAAGCAGCCACUCCUCCUGGGAUCUAGGGUGUGGGGGGUGAGAUGGGGGAAAGCUGACAGACUUACCCCAACAACUUAGGGAAGAUGGCCCAGGCAGGAGGAGUCGCUCCCAAAUCCUAUUGUCCCCUUCCCUGAGCCAGGGGGUCAGGGAGAACUUUCCCACCCCAGGCGUGACAGGAGAUGGCUCCGUGGCCUCACAAGAACGGCUCUCUGGCUUUGUGGUCAGAUGUCCCCACGUUGGACCCCAGUGCAGCCAACACGAGUGGGUUGCCAGGGGUGCCAUGGGCAGCGGCAUUGGCUGGGACGUUGUUGGCGCUGGCCACGGUGGGAGGCAACCUGCUGGUAAUCGUAGCCAUAGCCCGCACGCCGAGACUCCAGACCAUAACCAACGUGUUCGUGACUUCGCUGGCCACAGCUGACUUGGUAGUGGGACUCCUCGUAAUGCCACCGGGGGCCACUUUGGCGCUGACUGGCCAUUGGCCCUUGGGUGCAACUGGAUGCGAGCUGUGGACGUCGGUGGACGUGCUCUGUGUAACCGCCAGCAUCGAGACCCUGUGCGCCCUGGCUGUGGACCGCUACCUAGCUGUCACCAACCCUCUGCGUUAUGGCACACUGGUUACCAAGCGCCGAGCUCGGGCGGCGGUGGUCCUGGUGUGGAUCGUGUCCGCUACCGUGUCCUUUGCGCCCAUCAUGAGCCAGUGGUGGCGCGUAGGGGCUGACGCCGAGGCGCAGGAGUGCCACUCCGAUCCGCGCUGCUGUUCCUUCGUCUCCAACAUGCCCUACGCGCUGCUCUCCUCCUCCGUCUCCUUCUACCUUCCGCUCCUGGUGAUGCUCUUUGUCUACGCGCGAGUGUUCGUCGUGGCUAAGCGUCAACGGCGUUUACUGCGCCGGGAGCUGGGCCGCUUCCCGCCCGAGGAGUCUCCGCGGGCUCCGUCGCGCUCUCCGUCCCCUGUCACAGGCGGGACAGGCUUGGCUCCGGAUGGAGUGCCCUCCUGCGGCCGGCGGCCGGCGCGGCUCCUGCCGCUCCGGGAACAUCGCGCCCUGCGCACCUUAGGUCUCAUUAUGGGCAUCUUCACUCUGUGCUGGCUGCCCUUCUUCCUGGCUAACGUACUGCGCGCCCUCGCCGGGCCCUCUUUGGUUCCCAACGGGGUUUUCAUCGCCCUCAACUGGCUGGGCUAUGCCAACUCCGCCUUCAACCCGCUCAUCUACUGCCGCAGCCCGGACUUCCGCGACGCUUUCCGCCGUCUUCUGUGCGGUUGCGGUGGCCGCGGGCGGGAGGAGCCACGCGCUGUCGCCUUCCCAGCCAGUCCCGCGGGAGCCACAGCGGCUCGGGCCAGCUCAGCCGAGUUCAGGCAGAGCCGGCCGCUCAACAGAUUUGGUGGCUAUGGAGGUGAGCGGCCAUUUCCCCCAUGAAGGACCACCGAGAUCCCUCAGGGAAUCUGUGAGUUGAAAUUUCAACUGCAUCCCUCCCUCAGGGACUGGGUCGGAGCUGUAGGGUGGGACUGGGAAGGCGGGAGCUGAAUGGUCCUUAUACCUUUGGAAAGUAAAAGUGCUUUUCAGGGUUCCUGAGACACUGCCCCCUACCUGCUAGUGCUUGGCUCCCGCCUCCUUGACCAGUUACCCUCAGAAAUAUUAUCUCCAUUUUGCAGGACUUCUGGGAGUUUUCGUGUUUCUUUUGGGGGGAGGGGUUGUUUUGUUUUGCUUUUGCCAGAAAAACAAGAAACAACUCCAUGGAUGCAGAAUUUUGAUGACGCCCCUAAUUUCUACUCAGAGUGAGUCCCCAGGCUGAAAAACCUCAUCUCUCGGGAGCCUGCUAACUCGACUGCAAGAUGCCCUGCGAAGGGGAACUCUUACCGAGUGGGUUUCACCAGCAGACCCACGGGGAACUCUUGCCGAGUGGGUUUCACCGGAAGACCCACCUGGAACUUCGCUACUACCUCAGCAGCUGGGAUGUCAGGCCACCUGUGCCCAGUUGCCCCGUGAGCAGCCCUACAGCUUUGAAGGGAUGGUCCAUCACUCUGCUUGUGUGUGUGCUGUGUGCUUAGGGCAAAGAAAGCACCCCUACCUACCUCCCUUCUUUCUGCUUUCCUGACCCCAGUGAGCGGCUUGUGAUUCUGUGUCUCUGGCUAGUUUGAGGGCAGGAAGCCAGGGAAAAAAACAACCAAGUUUGAGGUUUUGCCCCAUGGCUCUCUCAAACCAUAUCUUGCUUUCCGCACAAACCAGCUCUGAUCUACCUCAUAGUUGGAACGUCAAGGAGGGAUUCCAGGGUUCAUAGAAGGUGAACCGCUGGAAUGGCUCUCUUUUCCACUUAAAAUCAAAUU